CGGGCUCCGCUCUCGUAUGGGAUGUUUUUUAGCGUCCCUUGAAACAGAGGCAGAGUGAUACCUCCGAUGACCUCGUCCGACCACCCCUGCUACUUUCCCAUGAUUCCCCGCGUCAUCUUGUGUGCGAGUCUGCGGUUGUUUCAAACAUGGAGGAGAUGGAAAGAAAAGGUGCGAAGUCAGAGAGUAAAGAGAAACCACCGGAAGCCUGCUCAAGUGCAGCAGCAGUAGCGGAGCGUGGCCCGGGAGCAGAGAGGGAAGCCGGGGACGAUGGCGCAGAUACAACAGACGUCUGCUCGGAGAGCUUUGACCCUCUCUGGGCCCUGUACUCUCCGAGCGUGUCGCUACCCUUUCCGAACGUCAAGUGUUUCAACAACGUGGCGGCGUACGAGAGUUUCCUGAAGGGCGGCCGCGGCAGGGCCAAGCCGGAGAACGUGGAGAAGAGGCGGCGGAAGGCGACGAAGGGAGUGGCGGACCCGGAGCGCAUCGAGCGGCUCAGGAAGCUCAUGGUGAACAACCCGGUGCCGGAGUCGGGGGAGGGGGAGAGCGGCGGCGGCACGCCGCGGAGCAGGAGGAGGCAGAAGCCCCAGAAGAAUGUCCUGACUAGGAUGCCCCUGUGUAAAGGCAGUCCCCUGGGCGAGCUGUACCGAUGCGUCGAGGAGAGGGUGAGGGUCAAAGUUCACAUCCGGACCUUUAAGGGACUGAGGGGAGUGUGCUCUGGCUUCGUCGUGGCCUUCGACAAGUUCUGGAACAUGGCAAUGGUAGACGUAGAUGAGACGUACAGGGAGCCUCUGCUUGGAGAGGCAUUGUACCAUGAGAAAGCCCUCACCAUUUCACGGCUCUUUGAGAAGCUAAACCUUCAGGAAAGCUCAGGAGGUGAUGAACCAGCAGAGAAGCACGGAGCCCAGGAACAAGCCGGGGAGCCUCAGCCUGUAAACCCUGAAGCUUCCCGUCCGACCAGCAGGACAGAGUCCAUGGUCACAGCCAAACAGGAUAAAGUCUCGCUAAAGGCCCAGGGCCCCGGAGCCCAUCAGAAGAACAACUGUCAGAAGUACGGCAGGGUCCAUACUCGCCACGUCAAUCAGCUUUUCAUCCGGGGUGAGAACGUGAUCCUGGUGAACCCACAGCCACUCUGAUUUUUGUCUCCCGGACAACAAACACACGCUACAACGUUUUGACGCUGAACAUCUGUAAUAAUAGAUGUGUGUAGAGUAGGUGCCAGAGAGCUCUCUAUGAUUUCAUUAGAUUCUGAAGAAUCAAACAAGGAUUACUGUUAUAUCAUAUUGAUAUGGAGGAUUUUCUCUGGCGACCAGAGAAAUCAUCUUGGUUUUGAGAAAUAAAAACUCAGAUGUAAUUAUA
Messenger RNA from Scophthalmus maximus (turbot), 1356 nucleotides. It is a transcript of the gene lsm11, whose product is annotated as LSM11, U7 small nuclear RNA associated. Gene Ontology annotation, cellular component: U7 snRNP. The transcript is spliced from 4 exons. Gene Ontology annotation, molecular function: U7 snRNA binding. Lineage: Eukaryota; Metazoa; Chordata; Actinopteri; Pleuronectiformes; Scophthalmidae. The record is from RefSeq and is a predicted model, not a curated record. Gene Ontology annotation, biological process: mRNA 3'-end processing by stem-loop binding and cleavage. Bases 147 to 1133 code for a protein of 328 amino acids.